AUGGUCCUCUCAAUCCUCAUCGCCACCAUAACAGCGCCGGGUCUCCUUGGAUCCCAAGAAGCCAUCAGACAAUCGCAGUCCAAAGAGAAGAAAGAAGAGCAUCGCGCUCGUCGUUGUAACCUCAUAGCAACAUGCGUCAAGUCUUCUCGGAGAAGCCGCGAUAUUGAUGGCAGACAAAUUGUUCUCCGCAACGGAAGACUCUGGAUUGAUACCGGCACUGAAGACGGCAGUCCGCUGGGCCAUCCAUAUGCAGGAUACUAUCUGCCGUAUCCAGACUCCAAGUACGAGGGUCUCGUCACGACGAUCACUGAUGUCGCGCCUAUAAUGAACUGGAUAUAUAUUGAUCGGGAAACUCAUCAAGUGCGUUACGGCGUUCGUGCUGACGCGCAGCCCAAUCUCACGGGACCAUUUGAUUGUACGCGUCAAGACCGCCGGCUUACAUUUGAUGGAUGGGAGGGUUGGUGUGCGGUUGAAGAGGUGCCGGGAUUAUGGGCGCUGUACUUUGACGUCGAUGACGACGGUUUGAAACAGAAAGUUGAGCCUGGAAAGAAAGUACUGGAACUAGAGUUGACUAGAAAGGAGAAGAGGUUCCAGAAGGAGAAAGAGGCAAGACAGCAGGAUCAGACGACAAAACGGAAGGUUGAUGUCAAGGAGGAUGCGCCGGUUGAUCAGCCGCUCAGUGCUGCGGCACUGGUAUCGAAACCGGGAGUACUGGAUGGUCAGAGUGAGCAGGUCAACAGUGAGACGGGGCAGGGCGAGCAAGGAGACGGUGGUACGCAGGCGUGGAAGCCCCUCAAAAUCCCGAAGAGCAUAUUUGAUGAUCCACCGCCUAUGGUUGCGCCGCUUGCGUUCAGACCUAGGACGCCUCCACCUGCGUAUUCACCCGCAAAUAAAUACAAGUCAGCUGAAGGUCGCCAACCGACAGUUAGAAAAGAAAAUACUCAGCCAGUUAAGCCGGAAUCUGGUGGUGCGAUAUCCAAUACUCCUCCAGUCGUAUCAGCGAGCUCCAGCCCAGACGCUGGGAAACGCACACCUCCGAAGAGAAGCAGUGGUACGAAAGCGCUGGCACAGGCUCAGAAAUUUGAGGCCCUUGCGGCUGGGAAGGUAUUUAAAGAUGAAAGCAGAGCGAAUGAGAGUCGCCGCUCAUCUCCAGACGGCCAAGUUGUAGGAUAUGUUUCUUCAGAGUACUCCAACGAUGGACAAGAGCCGAGCAAGAAAUUGCAACCAAAACGCACAUCAUUUUCUACACCCUCACCUCUAAGUCUAGCAAAAGCCAAGGAAGUGUCACACCCCUCGCAAGAAUCGAAGACGGUCGCGAACACAGAACCUUCAAAGGUGGCAACAGAUCCCGCUAUAUUCUCAGGAACGACCAAAAACACGGGAAGAUCAGGACAGUCACGUCGUCCAACGAUAACAAGCCAACCAUCACAAUCGUCCACAAGGCCAACACCAGGCAGCACCUUGCGAACGCCGCAAGCAAAGAAAGAGGCUUUCCCCCAAAGAAAACGAUCUUCCUCCGAACAGCCCUAUCUGAAGAGUGACUCACCCGCUCGGUCACCUAGUAACGCAACAACACGAAAGACAAGCCAGCCAUCCCGCACAUCUUUGGCAAGAACCAUGACAACAGGCACAGGAAACAGAGGUAUGGCAAGUCGAUUUGGAGGGAGACGAGACGAGACGAGUCCGAUGCGUGGGCGAUCGAAUACGACGAGUGGUACACGGGGAAGACCUGCGAGGAAAACGACGUCUGCUCUGUUUAGGGAGAUAGACGAUCUGGUUAGUCAAGAUGCACAAGGUUCGGUUGUGGGUGAUGGUAGUGGUCGGUCACGCGGAGGUAGUUCGAAACAGGUGGAUAACGACGGUGGUAAGGCGAGGUGGAUAUAG
Molecule: messenger RNA, 1884 nt
Organism: Plenodomus lingam JN3
Lineage: Eukaryota; Fungi; Ascomycota; Dothideomycetes; Pleosporales; Leptosphaeriaceae
Source: RefSeq, a predicted model, not a curated record